UCAGGCUGCCAGUGUCCAGAAGGAGUGGGUCAGACUGCCAGUGUCCAGAAGGAGUGGGUCAGGCUGCCAGUGUCCAGAAGGAGUGGGUGAGGCUGCCAGUGUCCAGAAGGAGUGGGUCAGACUGUAAAAGACACGAGACCAAGUCAACAGGCGUGGAGGUGUGGGACCAUCUCACCACACCUAUUUCUCUCAUGGUCUCAAGCUGAAGCUUCCAUAGUAAGACGAGGUGUUGCCACUAAGUCAGCACUUAUUCCAGAAGACAAGAAAGAAGAGAGGACAUUUGAGAAAGGCAAAACUGCGUGAGGAAAGUGAAUCAUGUUCCAGGAGCACAGAGACUUGUCACAGUGACAAGAAGGAAGUGAAGUGUGAGUGAAGACAUCAGAUGUUCUUCUCUGAAGGAAUAGGAUUUCUUACAUGAUGGACUGUUGAUCUCCUUCAAGGACCCUAAUAUUUUCUUCUUGAUCCCUUCUGACCACUGACCUGUGGACUUGUACUAUCACCGUCUGCACUCGCUCUUUUGCAGGACUUUUGCCUCAACAUGUUGCCCUGCUUCCUCUUUUUCUUCCUCAUUUUCCCCGCAGCUCUUCUGGUGGCUGCACAAAGUGCUGCUGACCUGCAGGGCAUCAACCUGCCAGGUGGAGGCGCUGCUUUCAACCCAGGAGAUCUGUGCAUGGUGGUGUCUCCUCCAUGUUUGAGUGAGGAGGAUCGCUUCAGUCUGGAGGCUCUACUCAGCAUCCAUCAGAUGAUGGACGAUGACAAGGAUGGAGGAAUUGAGGUGGAGGAGAGUGUGGAGUUCAUCAUCGAGGACAUGAAGCAGCAACAGACCCACAAACACAGCCACCUGCACAGAGAAGACCAGCACAUCACCGUGGAGGAGCUGUGGAAAGGCUGGAAGUCAUCUGAAGUCCAUAACUGGACCCAGGACCAGGUUCUCCGCUGGCUCAGGGAGUUUGUGGAGUUGCCGCAGUAUGAGAAGAACUUCAAAGACUUCAAAGUCAAUGGAAACACGCUGCCCAGGAUUGCAGCCAAUGAGCCAUCCUUCCUGAGCAGUCAGCUGAGAGUUCAGGACCAGAGAGACAAACAGAAACUCAACAUCAAAGCUCUGGACGUGGUAUUGUUUGGAGCUCCCACACGUCCCCCUCACAAUUACAUGAAGGACCUGCUGCUCAUGGUGUCUGUGGUGAUGGGCGUCGGGGGCUGCUGGUUCGCCCAGGUCCAGAACAAGUCCAGUAAGGUCCACAUCAGCAAGAUGAUGAAGGACCUGGAGAGUCUGCAGAGGGCCGAGCAAAGUCUCCUGGACAUGCAGGAACAACUGGAGAGAGCCCACGAGGAGAAGCGUAACGUGGCAGAGGAGAAGCAGAACUUGGAGGAGAAGAUGAGGGACGAGAUCAUGGACGCCCAGGAGGAGGCCUACCGCCUGCAGGAGCUGAGGCAAGGAGCCGUCAGCGAGCUGAGUCGUCUGCGAUACGCAGAGGAAGAACUGGUGCAGGUGCGCGGGGCCCUAAAGCAGGCGGAGAAGGACAUGUGGGCCACUUGGAGCGCCUCAGACGCCCUCCAGCAGUGGCUGCAGCUCACCCAUGAAGUGGAGGUCCAGUACUACAAUGUGAAGAAGCACAGUGCCGAACUGCAGCUGGCCACCGCCAAAGAAGAGGCAGAAAGGAUCAAGAAAAAGAGAAGCUCCUUGCUUGGGACUCUGCAUGUGGCCCACAGCUCUUCUUUAGACCAGGUGGACCAGAAGAUCCUGGAGGCAAAGAAUGCCUUGUCAGACGUCACCGCUUGUUUGCGGGAGAGACUUCAUCGCUGGCAGCAGAUUGAACGCGUGUGCGGCUUCCCCGUCAUCAGAAACCCUGGCCUGGCCAACCUGACUGCUCAACUGUACUCGGACUCUUUGCCCCGAGGACCUGCACCGUCCUGCUCAUGGCACAGCUCUGUCCAUGGCUCCAUCGAGGAUCUGUUGGAGGAGUGUCCCGCAUCAAUACUUUCUGCAGUUCCAGGUUCUCCAAUUAAACCUUCUCCUCGAACUCGCACUUCCACUCUACGCCGAACACGUCGUCACGGUAUUACGCAACCACCAACCGCCAUGAUCUCAGACGACCCCGACCUUCUCAUCCCGGUUCGAACUACCUAUCCUUGUUUCGAUGAGGAUGACGUAAUCUUCCGUAAAACUAUCAAGAAACAGUACGUCUUUGCCCCGGAUUGUGUUCUGAUAUUCUUAAGCUUUGAUACCUUCUGUCAUUCUUUCUUCUUCCUUUUACUCCCUAAUAGAGACUCCCAAGAAAGGUUCUCGGAUUCAGAUUAUACCACUUCACCUUCUCUUAGCAAAGCGUUUCCAUGUUCCUCUGCCGAGACCUCCUCUCGCAGGCUCUACCACGUUGAAACUGAGUUGCUUUCAGACACUUUGCCUUUGAGUAAGAAUUUGGAAGAUGAUGUGGAAUCUCCAAGUUGCAAAAUUUCUAUAGAAGAUCGUGAAAGUCUUGAAAGGAAGCAAGCCAAAGAUGUUCUGGACAGUUCUUUGGAGAGUUCUCCGCUGACGAUGUCAAAAGAUGAGUCUAGAAUGGAGGCUACGGCAAGAAAGCCAUCCAGAGAUAAGAAGGACGUUCCAAUGGAUUUUGGCAUUAGAAAGGUCUCAUCCAAUGAGUUUGAUUCAGAAUUUCCUUUAAGGAAAGUAGACCGAGACCAAAGAGAGGAAGUUACAGACAAUCUUUCAAGGAGUCUACCUCGAGAUAGAAGUGAUUUACCACUGGAUGUCAGAAAGAUUCUUUGGGAUGAAGUAGAAGCAUCAGAUUUCAGACACAAAAUGUUAUCGAAAGGUAUGAUGGGGACUUCAAUAGACUCUGUUUCAAGAAGGAUGGUGCAAGAAGGUCCUGAAUUUCCGUUUGACUUGGUGUCCAGAAGGAUUGUAAGAGAUUCAAUGGGAAUCUCCUUGGAUGGAGGAGCUAGGAAGCUUGAUUCCUCUGCACGGGGGAUAGGCAAAGAGAGGAAGGCUGAGGUAAAGCUCUCAAGAAAGAGCUCUCAAGAAGAGUUGGAGAGUUGUGAAGACACUGCUUCUCUGAAGACUCUACCCAGAGAGGCACCAGAACAAGGGAUGGAUUGCACAUCUUCAGCAGAGGUGGUUGUUGAACCAUCGAUAGAUAAGCGGAUAUCUAAAGAGGAACGUAAGGUGCCUCCCAGAAAAAGAACCACACAGACGUCAAGAGAAGACGAGGUAACUUCUGCAGGUAAAAUCUCCAAGGAUAAUGUUGAAUCACCAAUGAAAGCAGCGCGACAAAGAGUAGUGAGGGGCGAGUCAGAGGAAUCCAACUCAGUUCCAGGAGAAACCGAUCAGCCAGAUCUUACAGUGGCCUCCCACAAGCCAAGUAAGUCAUCAGCAAAUAUUUUGGCAGUGGGUCCUUUGAGCCAACUUGUUUACGAUGGAAUCCUGGAGAAGUCGUACAAGUCCAUGCCAGCAGCCCCAGAGAUCCUUUCCACCUCCACUCCUAACCUUCCCCAGUGCUCCCCCCAACAUCUGGCAGAGUCUGAGCCACCACUGGCACCUGCCAAGGUGACCUUCCAGAUGUCAGCAGCCACCCCGUCUGAAGCUAAUGAUGACAGAAACAGAGAUAAGGAGAAAAGCAGGAAAUCCUUGAAGCUGAAAAAUCUUUUUAAAAAGAAGAACGAAGCGAUUCCAGAGAAGAUUCAAAGUGGUCUCCAGAAACUCUAAGACUUGUCUUUGUUUUUCAUGGAACACUUUAUUGGAGCUUCAAAUGAUGAAGGUUGACAUCUAGUGAAGGUUUAUGAUGGAGAAAUACUGUUGAAUCCCUUCAUCAUUAUUGUGUUGUAGUAGUGGUCAUACUCACUAGGUACCAAGAGGUAGCAGUGGUCAUACUGACUAGGUACCAAGAGGUAGUAGUGGUCAUACUUACUAGGUACCAAAUCAUACUCACUAGGUACCAAGUCAUACUCACUAGGUACCAAAUCAUACUCACUAGGUACCAAGUCAUACUCACUAGGUACCAAUAUGUAGUAGUGUUCAUACUGACUCAGUACCAAGUCAUACUCACUAGGUACCAAGAGGUAGUAGUGGUCAUACUGACUCGGUACCAAGUCAUACUCACUAGGUACCAAGAGGUAGUAGUGGUCAUACUCACUAGGUACCAAGAGGUAGUAGUGGUCAUACUCAGUAGGUACCAAGAGGUAGUAGUGGUCAUACUGACUCGGUACCAAGAGUAAAUACCGUGUGGACACAAAUAUAACCUCAAAAGGAUGAGUCUUCAAAUUUGGAGUGUCGAAGUUUAUUCAUAGAAACCAAACACACAGUCAGAGCUUUUCUUCCUGCCACUCACAUCCGCCAGUGGCCUGUAGAGACCUGCUGGGUCAAAGGUCAUCUCAGGACAUCCUGGCUUUCUUGGGAGAGACUCAUCACAAUGAUUAUUUGUCAUUGAGUCUGUUUAUGUGUUCCACCAAGUAACAUCUUUAGUAACUAGAAGGUGUUGUUACAUGUUCUUGCUCAUCAUCCAACUUAUUACAUAAUGAAGAUAUCAAAUAUGAUUUACUUUAUUUAUAACUUUAUUUGAUUUCAUUUUCAACUUCUUUUAUGUUUUUUUUAAUUGUUUGACAAACGGCCAUGUUAUGAUUUAUUAACUUAAUGUGUAGACUAUUAUACAUACUUAAAUACAUUUGUAUUCAUAUUCAUAUUUGUAUUCAUAUUCAUAUUUGUAUUUGUGUUCAUAUUCAUACGUGCAUCACUUCUACUUUGCUGACUCAGUGGAUUAUUUGGAGUCAAGGGAAUGCCAUUUAGAAUUAUUAGACAAACUGUAUUCAAUGUGAAUAAGUAUUCAUUAAGUACCACCAUAAUGACAACAUUAAAUACAGUAGUGUAGUAGACCUAAGUAGUCAUUAAGUACCACCAUAAUGACAACAUUAAAUACAGUAGUGUAGUAGACCUAAGUAUUCAUUAAGUACCACCAUAAUGACAACAUUAAAUACAGUAGUGUAGUAAGACCUAAGUAUUCAUUAAGUACCACCAUAAUGACAACAUUAAAUACAGUAGUGUAGUAGACCUAAGUAUUCAUUAAGUACCACCAUAAUGACAACAUUAAAUACAGUAGUGUAGUAGACCUAAGUAUUCAUUAAGUACCACCAUAAUGACAACAUUAA
This is a messenger RNA of Nerophis lumbriciformis (worm pipefish), 5136 nucleotides long. RefSeq lists its product as uncharacterized. Gene Ontology annotation, molecular function: calcium channel regulator activity; protein binding; calcium ion binding. NCBI's taxonomy places the organism in Eukaryota, Metazoa, Chordata, Actinopteri, Syngnathiformes, Syngnathidae. Gene Ontology annotation, biological process: activation of store-operated calcium channel activity; store-operated calcium entry; intracellular calcium ion homeostasis. The record is from RefSeq and is a predicted model, not a curated record. Gene Ontology annotation, cellular component: plasma membrane; endoplasmic reticulum.